Messenger RNA from Letharia lupina, 813 nucleotides. RefSeq lists its product as uncharacterized. NCBI's taxonomy places the organism in Eukaryota, Fungi, Ascomycota, Lecanoromycetes, Lecanorales, Parmeliaceae. The record is from RefSeq and is a predicted model, not a curated record. Bases 1 to 813 code for a protein of 270 amino acids. The transcript is spliced from 2 exons.
AUGUCAGACCGACUGAAAGUCUUUUCCUCACAACAGGUUCCUCAGCCAUCAACAUCAGAGGCAGCGAAGUCUGACUCAGAAAGGUCGUCUCUCGAUGAAGCAGUGUACGGAUGCGCCUGCGGUACGCCUGACGCAUCUGUAAACUGGAUCUGUUGUGACAAUGACGACUGCCCGGUCGACCAAAGGCGCGGAACUGGGGAAAGCGUGUUUGCAGCUCAGAGAGCGGUUAAUGUUGCCGACGGCAGGCGGACGAAGGCUCGUGCGACUCAGCCGAUGGAGAGGCCGACAAGGUCGCGAACGCUCGGAGGGACCUCAAAGCAAGCAGCUAAGGGGAAAAAAGGGGCGAGGAAAGAGUCAAAAGAGGAAAAACCGGACGAGGAGGACCGCACGCAGACAGCUGUACCUAAAAAUCAGCACGAAUACCUGGAGCCAGUCCCUCGCCUACCGAAACGAACACCCACGAAUGCCGUCGGCGCGUCAAUUCCCCCUCCCGACGUCUCUGCUGAAGCAACGAACCCGACCACACCAGCACUCAGCGCCCAGGCCACGCACUCUCCGCCGAGUGGGCUACCGGAUCCAAGCGAGGACAGCACGUUCGCAAUCACCGUGCGCCGUCCCAGCGAGGUACCUUCGGUGCCUCCUGCGAGCGGGGCGGCCAUGGUCAUCGACACGGAGGAGCAAGGAUGGACGCCCCUUGUCACGUCAGUGGCUCCCGACGGCGGCAGCUCCGUGGACUACUGGUCCUACCGCACGAACACGUGGUGCACGAUCCCGCUCUCUGCGAUUCGGAGCACGCUUCCGCGCCUUCUCUGA